ACAAAAAAAGAAAUGCACUGGGGAGGCCAUCAAAAUCUUCAGGUGCUUCACAAGACAGCUUUGAAAGGACAGAUUUUUUUAUGGUAACGUGCCGUAAUGUUGAUCUUGGUCUCUUGAUGCGAGCGAUACUGGGGAGAGUACAAAAUGCGGUAACAGCCGUAACAGCCCACCACCACCCCUACCCUUCCCCUACCCACGGUUAUUUUGUAUUCUCCCCAGUUUCGCUCGCAUCAAGAGACCAAGAUGGCGGUCCGUCGAACUCACAAAGCAGCUAAAUACAGGAAUUGCACCACACUUAAGUGUUCUCCGGUUAGCCUAAAUAUCACUUUCGUUAGCCUAAACAGUAGUCCGUGAUAGGCCGGUUAGCCUGAGUAGCGUUUCGGUUAGCUUAAGUUAGCGCUGACUCGGGAGUGGUUAGCUCUUUAAUAGGGUGCAAUUCCUGUAUUAAUUUAGCUGCGCGUUCGAGCUCAACGAUCUACAUCUACGAUCGCAUGGAAAUGUAUAGGGGACAGUCAGUGCUCGUGACGUCACUGAUAUCGAUUGUAUUUGCAUGCAGGUGUGCUUCGGGUUUUCUCGCGAGUCAUGUUGUGCGGCAAUUGCUUGAAGCCGGAGAAUACAGGGUUCGUGGAACUGUCAGGAGUCUUGCAAAUGAGACGAAAGUGGUACCUUUGAGACGUCUGUGUCCUGAAAACGCACAAUAUGAGCUGGAACUGGUCGAAGCAGACUUGAUGAACAAGGCAUCUUGGCAAGAGGCUGUCAGAGACUGCACCUAUGUAAUUCAUGUGGCUUCCCCCUUCCCGGCCGAAAAUCCAAGAGAUGAGAUGGAGGUUAUAGGACCGGCAGUGGAAGGAACUAAAAAUGUACUUGAAGCUUGCGCCAAGACCAAGGGUGGUGUUAAAAGAGUUGUGUUGACUAGCUCUGUGGCUGCAAUUUAUGGUGGAAGAAUUGAUGAAGGAAAAGUGUUCACUGAGGAAGACUGGUCCUCAGAGGACGGGAGCACUCCUUAUGAAAAAAGCAAAGCUCGUGCUGAGAGAGCAGCAUGGGAACUAGUCAAAAACUUGCCAGAUGAUGAGAAGUUUGAACUGUGCGUAAUCUGUCCUGGAUUUAUCCUGGGACCUGUGCUUCAGGGAUCAACCUGCACUAGCAUGGAGUUUCACAGACGUCUUCUUCAACGAGAAGUGCCAAUGGUUCCAAAGGUAUGCUUUGCAAUGUGUGACGUCAGAGAUGUUGCUGGAGCACAUAUAAAGGCAUUGAUGUCACCAAAAGCUCCUGGUAACAGGUAUAUCACGACCACUGAAUCAAUGUGGGCACCUGAAAUGGCUAAAAUCUUGGAGGAAGAGUUUAAGCCACUUGGAUAUAAUGUACCAACAAGAAUUGCCCCCAAGUUUGGGCUGAGAGUGCUGGCAUUGUUUGAUGGUUCGGUGAAGAUGAUUCUGCCUGCUGUCGGCAAGGAACUCAAGACGGAUAAUUCCAAGGUCAAAGAAGAUCUGGACUACAAACCCACAGAGUUAAAGGUCACCAUAAUAGAUAUGGCCUAUAGUCUUAUUGAUGCUGGUUUCGUUAAGAAGACUGCAAGAUACCAGAAAGCAAAAGAUAACUAGGAAUUUGAGUAAUUUGGGAUCACAAUGUUAUUUUGUUUCGACUUUGUACUGGCUGGAACUGGUGCUGUGGAAGUGUAGCUCGCUCUUUCAGAAGGCGGAGUUAUUAUCGUCCCUAAAUUAAAUUUCGUCAUUCGUUAUUUUAUAAUGACUUAGUGGUUAACAGCUUAUCAGAGAGCUUAAACAAACCACAACGGCAACGGGAACAUCACCAAACAAAAGGUUUAAUGAGCAAAACAAUAGCUG
This is a messenger RNA of Orbicella faveolata, 1844 nucleotides long. RefSeq lists its product as uncharacterized. Lineage: Eukaryota; Metazoa; Cnidaria; Anthozoa; Scleractinia; Merulinidae. Gene Ontology annotation, molecular function: oxidoreductase activity, acting on the CH-OH group of donors, NAD or NADP as acceptor. The record is from RefSeq and is a predicted model, not a curated record.